Molecule: messenger RNA, 1695 nt
Organism: Dromiciops gliroides (monito del monte)
Lineage: Eukaryota; Metazoa; Chordata; Mammalia; Microbiotheria; Microbiotheriidae
Gene: NOSIP
Product: nitric oxide synthase interacting protein
Exons: 9
Coding region: 154-1065 (303 amino acids)
Cellular component (GO): nucleus
Molecular function (GO): ubiquitin protein ligase activity
Source: RefSeq, a predicted model, not a curated record
CGGAAGCGGGCGGCCCGGCCGGAGGGGCGGGGUUUAGUGGCGCCUCCUUCGCCUCACUUCCUGUUCGCCGUUGAAGACGGGACUGUUUCUGUGCUGCUGUAAGAGGAACGUUUUCCGGGGUUUCUCUUCGUGCUUGGAAAUCCCGGGCCGAGGAUGACCCGUCAUGGGAAGAACUGCACUGCAGGCGCCGUGUACACGUAUCACGAGAAGAAAAAAGACACUGCGGCCUCAGGCUACGGAACUCAGAACGUCCGCCUGAGUCGGGAUGCCGUCAAGGAUUUUGACUGUUGCUGCCUCUCGCUGCAGCCCUGCCAUGACCCUGUCGUCACCCCCGACGGCUUCCUGUACGAGCGGGAAGCCAUCCUGGAGUAUAUUCUGCACCAGAAGCGGGAGAUUGCCCGGCAGAGGAAGGCAUACGAAAAACAGCGAGGGGCCCAGCAGGAGGAGCAGCGGGAGCUAAGCCGGGCGGCCGCCCAGGACCAACUGCGGGGCUUCCUGGAGAAGGAGGCGGCCAUUGUCAGCCGGCCCCUCAACCCUUUCACUCCUCGACCAGGGGCCAGCCCAGGAGACGCUCAGCCAGGACCCAACUCAGCCCCUGAGGCCGGGGACAAGGACAAGGACAAAGCCAAGGAGUUACCCAGUUUCUGGAUCCCAUCCCUGACCCCUGAAGCGAAGGCCACCAAGCUGGAGAAGCCGUCGCGCAUCGUGACGUGCCCGAUGUCUGGGAAACCCUUGCGCCUGUCGCACCUCAUAUCUGUCCACUUCACACCCGUGGAUGGCUCCGUGGACCGGGUGGGGCUGAUCACUCGGAGCGAGCGCUAUGUCUGCGCAGUGACACGGGACAGCCUAAGCAACUCCACCCCCUGUGCCGUCCUGCGGCCUUCGGGGGCUGUGGUGACCGUGGAGUGUGUGGAGCGUCUCAUCCGCAAGGACAUGGUGGACCCCAUCAGUGGGACUCCAUUGACAGACAAGGACAUCAUCCUGCUACAGAGGGGCGGCACUGGCUUUGCAGGUUCUGGGGUCCGGCUGGAGGCCAAGAAGUCUCGUCCUGUGAUGCAGGCCUAAAGGGGCCCCCGGGCUGGGGGGGGGGCGGGAUGGAGCAAGUGGAUAAUGGAUGUGCUGCCUCUGGCUCCUUGGCACCUGUGUGAGGCAUGAGGUCCCCAGCAUCGUGCUGCCUCCCAGCUCUGGGAAGCCCCAGACAGGUCAGACACCGAGAAGGUGAGGCCUCAGCUUUUAUUGCAGCCCCUCCCUCCUACGCAUUCUCCUGGUCCCCACUGAGCUCUGAGGCCCAGAGGGAGGGAUGAGGAGAAGUGGUCCUUGCUGCAGGUUUGGGUCUCCACUUUCUACUCUUGCAUUUGGGGGCCGGACCUGCAGGGGCUCUGGGUUGUGACCCAGGAAGGCCUGGGGGAGCUGGGCCCCCACAUAUGUCCAGAAAGGGUCCAGAGAGGAAAUGUGUCCAGGGGAUCCAUGGGACAUGCUCAGAGCUCACAGUCAUGACCCCCCAACUCUAGGAUUCUGAAGACAGGGCCCCAGCUCUCUGCCAGGAACCCUGGGGCUCCCUGGAUUGGCUGGCUAGGAAUGGGACAGGCGGGUCCCCAGGGCACCAGCAGGGUUGUGGCUGGGAGGCCCGUGGGCCCUUUGUAUCACCAAGUGCUUGGCACGCAGUGACUGUUUAAUAAACGAAGGCUUGUUGAC